This is a messenger RNA of Stegostoma tigrinum, 6185 nucleotides long. RefSeq names its product SLAM family member 9-like. The transcript is spliced from 4 exons. NCBI's taxonomy places the organism in Eukaryota, Metazoa, Chordata, Chondrichthyes, Orectolobiformes, Stegostomatidae. The record is from RefSeq and is a predicted model, not a curated record. The coding region runs from base 503 to 1168 and encodes 221 amino acids.
AAUGGCCUACCUCAUAUUCUGAGACCAUGGCCCCUUAUCCUGGCCAAGGGAGACAUCCUCCAUGCAGUCAGUCUGUUCGGAUCAGCCAGAAAGUAUGUUUCAAUGAGGUUACCCUGUCAUUCUUCUAAACUCCAGUGAAUAUAGUCCUAGCCAAACUAACCUCUCCUCAAAGGACAAACCUGCCAUCCCAGGAAUCAGUGUGGUGAACUUUUGCUGCUCUGCCUUUACGCUAGUGUAUCUUUCCUGAAGUAAGGAGAUUAAAACUGCAUCUUACACUGCAGGUAUGGUAUCAUCAAGAUCACAUACACCUGCAGGAAGACUUCCUUGCUCCCGUACUCAAAAUGUAUACAGCUCAAAAUUUCAGUCCGUUUCUGAAUUUGUCAGAGCAAGUAUUUACCUGGUUGCAGGAAUGAUGGGGACAGGGUCAGGAUCCGUGUUGUCUCAACAACAGUUUCUGACACCUGUCUAGCCUGUGCUGGUGUUUCUUCAGUGAUUAUAUAGAAUGUGUUUUCUCUCAGUUUCAGAAAAAUCUGUCAUUUUAGCUGCUGCAGGAAGUGAUGUCACAUUCCCUGGACCACAGCAUCCUGAAAGAUAUGAAGUAUCAAUUUGGAUAUUUUAUAACCACAUACAUUCAGAUAUCGUAUCAUUUAAUAAAGAGUCUGGACCCGAUGUUGAUAUCAGAAAGAAGUACAAAGGUCGAAUUCAGGUUGAUGAAUCAGCUUUGACCUUUGUCCUGAAGAAUGUACAGGAAUCUGACACCGGUAUCUAUAAACUUGUUCGCCAUCAACCUGUUAAAAUCAUAAAUGAAGUGACUCUCCGUGUGUACAAACUGCUUGGCAAACCUGACAUAUCCAGCAAUUCCAGCCAGGAAAACAGUAUAAUUGCAUUGACCUGUACAGUAUCAGGGAAAGUUGAGUCUGUCAUAUGGCUUGCAAUAACGGACUCUGCUGCUAAAAACCGAUACACAUUGAUCUAUGAUAACACGACUUUGGUCAUCCAAAAUGCACAGAAAUCAGACUCUGGAAUAUAUGGUUGUUUCAUGCGAAACCCAUUCAGUAAAUCCAGCGCCUUCUACGAGCUGACAGUCAAAUGUGGAGAACCAAGCCUGGAUAUAAGUUUGCUUGCUGAGCUGGAAGGUUCGUUUUCAGACGUUUCGUCACCAUUCUAGGUAACAUCAUCAGUGAGCCUCUGGUGAAGCGCUGGUGUUAUGUCCCGCUUUCUAUUUAUGUGUUUAGGUUUCCUUGGGUUGGUGAUGUUAUUUCCUGUGUUGAUGUAAUUUCCAGUUCUUUUUCUCAGAGGGUGGUAGAUGGGCUCCAAAUCAAUGUGUUUGUUGAUGGAGUUCCGGUUGGAAUGCCAUGCUUCUAGGAAUUCUCGUGCGUGUCUCUGUUUAGCUUGUCCGAGGAUGGAUGUGUUGUCCCAAUCAAAAUGGUGUCCUUCCUCAUCUGUAUGUAAGGACACUAGUAUCCUUACAUACAGAUGAGACAAUAAGACAUAGGAGUGGAAGGCCAUUCGGCCCAUCAGGUCCACUCCGCCAUUUAAAUCAUGGCUGAUGGGCAUUUCAGCUCCACUUCCCUGCACUCUCCCCGUAGCCCUUGAUUCUUUGUGAGAUCAAGAAUUUGUCGAUCUCUGCCUUGAAGGCAUCCAACGUCCCGGCCUCCACUGCACUCCAUGGCAAUGAAUUCCACAAGCCCACCACUCUCUGGCUGAAGAAAUGUCGUCUCAUUUCAGUUUUAAAUUUACCCCCUCUAAUUUUAAGGCUGUGCCCACGGGUCCUAGGCUCCCCGCCUAACGUAAACAACUUCCUAGCGUCCACCCCUUCUAAACCAUACAUUAUCUUGUAAGUUUCUAUUAGAUCUCCCCUCAACCUUCUAAACUCUAAUGAGUACAAUCCCAGGAUCCUUAGCUGUUCAUCAUACGUUAAACCUACCAUUCCAGGGAUCAUCCGUGUGAAGCUCCGCUGGACACGCUCCAGGGCUAGUAUGUCCUUCCUGAGGUGUGGGGCCCAAAAUUGGACACCUCAAUUGUUGAAGUUGUUAAGCAGAGAGCGGCGGGAGCUGGGCGGAAGUGAAGUCGGAGCAUAGAGGCAGGGAAGGUAACUGACCGUUAUUUAAGCACUUACCUCGAAGCCCCAGGUCCUACACAGUAGGGCCUCCCUCCCUCCUCCUCUAACCUAGUUAAAAGUCCACAGACUUGCAGCAGGAAGAGCGGGAGUGUCAGUCAGAGGCCUACAGGUGGGUGAGUCUCUGCUUUAAAGAUUAGCAAAUACCUACCUUUACCAGCGGAGCCCUCCAUUCCUGUUCCAGCAGCAGGAAGGAUGCUACUUUGAUUGGGACAACACAUCCAUCCUAGGACAAGCCAAACAGAGACACGCACGAGAAUUCCUAGAAGCAUGGCAUUCCCACCGGAACUCCAUCAACAAACACAUUGAUUUGGAGCCAAUCUACCAUCCCCUGAGAAAAAGAACAGGAAAUGACAUCACCAACCCAAGGAAACCUAAACACAUAAAUAGAAAGCAGGACAUAACACCAGCGCUUCGCCGGAGGCUCACUGAUGAUGUUACCUAGAAUGGUGAUGAAAUGUCUGAAAACGAACCUUCCAGCUCAGCGAGCAAACUUACAACCAGAACCUCAACCUGAGCUACAAAUCUUUUCAAAAACCAAGCCGCUAGGAAUUCCCAUGCGUGUCUAUGUUUGGCUUGGGCUACUAUGGUUACUUUGUCCCUGUUAAAUGGAUAUCUCUACAUUCAGACAACGAAGGCUACUAAGGAGAGUUCAUCGUGCCAUUUUGCUGCUAGUUGAUAUUUGUGUAUUCUAAUGGCUAGUUUCCUUCCUGUCUGUCCAAAGUAAUGUUUGUGGCAGUCAUUGCACAGUAUUUUGUUAACCACAUUUGUUCUGUGUUGUUGGAAUGGGGCCUUUUAAUCCUUGUAAGUGUUUGUCAUAGACUGGUUGCGGGCUUGUGGGCCACCAUGAUUCCUAGUGGCCUUAGGAGUCGUGUUGUCAAUUCUGAUAUGUUCCUGAUGUAGGGCAGUGUGGUCAGUGUGUUGGGUCGCACUGUGUCCUCCUGCUGUUGUCUGUUGUUUUAGGCAUCUGUGGAUGAAGUUGCGGGGAUAUUUGUUUGAAGCGAGGGUCUUGUAUCAGUGUUCUUCCUCUUCAAGGCAUAGUUCUAGAGUGUUGCAGUGUGUCCUGGCCCAUUUUAAAUAUUGUCCUAAUGCAGCUUGUUUGUGGACGUUUGGGUGGUUGCUGUGAAAGUUGAGGAUUUGAUGUGUAUGGUUUGGUUUUCUGCAUACUAAGGUUUGGACCCCCCCAUUUGUCAAUUAUUCUACUUUAACAUCCAGAAACGGAAGUUGAUUGUUGGUUUGUGAAUUUAAUCCCUGUGAAUACCUUGAUGAUGAGGUGGGGGGUCUCUUCUAAUUUAAUGCAUUUAAUAGUGACAAAUGAUAAAGUGCAUACACAUAGUCUCAAUGAUUUCAAUACCUAAAAAUGGUUAGCGACUUUAAGGGAGUAAAAAGAAUUUUGAAUUUGGACAAAUUUGCAUGAGAUACAACAAUAUCUAAAAUGAGUCAUCAAGUAACUUUAAAAAAAAGUUUGACUUCUGUUUUAAAAAUUACAGGAUUAUAUUUCAUGGACUGUAAAUCUCUACCGAAAGAUGGAAUUAGAUACGGUGAUAACAGUUAAGUUGCAAAAUUGAAUGAGAAGAAGUAAUUAAGGGUGGAGACUGACGGCAGAAGGGAAAAAGCAAUUUAGAAUGAUGAGUUGAAAUGGCAAUCGAGGUUAAAAUGGAUUUUAGUGAAAAGAAAGUUUAAAUGAGAGUAGCAACCUGAUUGCUUUCUCUUGGUGAUGUUUCUGUCCUUGUCUUUUGUUUUAAGAAAGAUUGAAUUAGUGUUCAAACCACUACCCAAGACAUCAGAACUAAACGUGGAGAGAUAAGUAAAACCUCAUAGAUCAUUUGAUAAUAUCAUGUGGGAGUCAAGAAUGUGUGACAUGGUCUUGGGAUGCAGAUGUAAGUAUGCAAAAGUGAAUGUUACAAGAGAUACAAAACAUGCACUGAAGAACGGGUCUCAGACAUGCAUACCUAAUUGACAAAAGGAUCAAUGCAGCUUGGAAGAGCACACAAACAUAGUUUAAAUGAUAAAACAGUGACACAGAUCCAUAGAGAAACUGACUUGAAAACAUUGAAAGGGAUGUGAAAAGAAUUACAAUCAAAAUAAAAAGUGUGAUGUGCUAAGAUGUCAAAAUGUUAAAGAAAUUAAAGAAUAUGGACUGUGGGAGAAGUAAUAGUGGACAGAGUGAAAGGGCUCAUUGGAUGACAUACAGAAAGCCCAUCUUGAGCAUUUUUAUGAUUAAACCAGUAGGUGAAAUUGUAAUGUGUUAGAACAGCUGGUGUAUGUGAAAGAAGGCUGAGCUAAAACUUAGGUGGUGUUGGAGUCUGUGGUAAGGGAACCCCACACCCCGGGGGGAAAAUAAAUGGCGGGAAACAUAAGCUGAAGGUAAAGCCUGAUGAAUGUUUAGAGCUGUAUUGUUUGAUACCAGGUAUAUGGUACCUCAAAGGGGUACCUGCAUAUGGAGGUAGUUACCACUUAAUGGUACAGUCAGUCAUAAAUUGGCAAGGGAGGAAACAUAUUGAAGAAGUAUCCUCAAGACGGAUACGGAUGAAGAGAGCUGGAGGUUUUGCAUCCAUGUAUGGUAUUACUUUACUGUUAUUAGGCGAAGUGAUGUGCGUAUAGGGAACUGGAGGAUUUUAAAAAAACCCAUUAAGGAAUACAAAUCUAGAAUAUACUGCAUUUUACAGCAAAUUAUGUAAAUAGAUUACUUGAAAAAAUAUAAAAUCGACUAACAGCCAGCUAGUCUGGCACACUUUUUCUUUCCCUCUCUCCCUGUCACAGGUUUUGAGGGCACUCAGUAACGGGAUCCUAAACUCUAGGACAACAAGCAGAAUAGAUUAAGUUGCGCGUAUGUAUGUGACACAGUUACGCUGCGCGGUGGCUGUGAUUAAAGAUAUUACUGCCAUUAACAUAGGCAUGAAAACACUAAUCCUCUGCGGGCACCUCUCAAUUUUGAGCCCAUCGGAAACACGCAGGCAUGUGGCACAACUUUCCAGUUCUAUCAUGGCCUUUACUGUACGUUGGAAUGUGAUAUAUAUACACACACUUAUAUAAGGGUUGGUCCCCAAAGGCCACUGCGAUUGUUAAUUUGAUCAUACACCUUAUUGUUAUAUUAUUCCUGCUGAUGAUAGUUAUUUUCACUGAAGUUUUAAUCUUCUAAAGUAACUUAAGUACUUUUCUUAUGUUCUCGCAUGGCUGUCACUGAUUUAUAUCUGCGUCUGCAAUUGUAACAUACACUGUCACAAGUUAUCGAGGUGGAUUGUAUAGGAUGGGCUGAAGGGCUAAAAUUGUUGUUGAUUUUCAACAGCUGCAUAAUCUUGAUUGAGACCUGUGAACAUUCCUAUACGUGCUGAAGACAGCAGCAUCAGCAUGCUUUUCUGUAAUUGUUUUUCUGUGCUGUCACUCAGAAUGCUCUCCAAUAAUUUUCCCACCAAGGAAGUGAGACUGACUCAUCUGUAAUUCCCAGGAUUAUCCCUAUUCUCUUUCUUGAACAAGAGAAUAACAUUUGCCAUCCUCCAAUCAUAUGGUACUACUCCAGUGGUCAGUGAGGACGCAAAGAUCAUUGUCAAAAGGGACAGCGAUCUCUUCCUUCACGUCCCAUAGUAACCUUGGGUAUAUCCCAUCUGGCCCGGGGACUUAUCUCCCCUACCUCCACUGACUCCGCGGACCAGUUCCCUCCACUAUCCCUGAUUGGCCCUACCCUCACUCUAGCCAUCCUCUUGUUCCUCACGUAAACAUAGAAUGCCUUCAGGUUGUCCUUAAUCCUACCCGCCAAGGCUUUUUCAUACCCGCUUCUCACUUCCCUAAGUCUAUUCUUCAUUUCCUUCCUGGCUACCUUGCAGCGUUGUAGAGUCCUGUCCGAUCCUUGCUUCCUCAGCUCUAAGUAAGCUUCCUUCUUUUGAUGAGAUGUUCCACAUGUCUUGUUAUCUAAGAUUCCUUCACCUUACGAUCCCCUCCUUGCCUAAGUGGGACAAACCUCUCCAGUAAUUGUAGCAAGUGCUCCCUAAACAACCUCCACAUUUCUGACGUGCAUUUCCCUGAGAACAUCUGUUCCCAAUUUAUGCUCCACAGUUCUUGCACAAUA